This is a messenger RNA of Ambispora gerdemannii, 1302 nucleotides long. NCBI's taxonomy places the organism in Eukaryota, Fungi, Glomeromycota, Glomeromycetes, Archaeosporales, Ambisporaceae. The record is from the annotation of a GenBank genome assembly.
AUGGGUCGUAAAAAGAUUCAGAUUAAACCCAUAAAAGACGAAAGGAAUCGACAAGUGACAUUUCUAAAAAGAAAAUACGGCCUCAUGAAAAAAGCAUAUGAACUCAGUGUAUUAUGUGACUGCGAAAUAGCGCUAAUAAUAUUCAACUCGAAUAACAAGCUGGUACAGUACGCGAGCACCGACAUCGACAAGAUUCUGUUAAAGUAUACAGAGUACAGUGAGCCACACGAAAGUAAAGGAAAUCACGACUUUGCGAAUACAACAGAUAAUGGCGACGAAGAUGAUAUGCCACCACCAGGAUUCGAUGCCAUUAGUCCAACUACUGAUCAAAAAACGCAUCGAUACUCAAUUUCAUCACAAUUAUCACCAACCCCGCCGCAAGCAAACACCAAUCCCACACAAACCUACCACACACCAAUAUCGGCCACAUCAUACCCGAUGAGUAAUGCUAGCUAUAGCAUGUACCCACCACAACAACAGUAUAUGGUGCAGCAGGUAACCCAGACGCAAGUCACUCAAACGAUGCACCAUCAAUCGAUGGCAGCGAUGCCGAUGCCAAUGGUUAAUAUGCAAAUGUCGUCGAUGCCAAUGAUGACUCCAGUUCAUCAGCAACAACAGCCAUCACAGCCACCGCCACCACCUAAUUCUGCAUCUAAUCUUCCGCAGUUAUCUAUGACGACGUCAAUUGCCCCACCUAAUUUAUCAAUAACUCAGAGUCCUGCGCCGAUGGCUCAGAUUGAAGCCAAUCCAUCAUCAUCGUCAUUAUCGAAUGUAAAUAAUAACACGAAUGGUACCAAUAACGGUGAUUUAUUAUCACCUCCAAUUGUAUCACCAACCGCAAAGAAACCAAAGCUUCGAUCCUUACAAUCGACUGCUCAACAACAAGAUGGAUCUUCGGAUCAUGAAGAAGAAAGUCCAUCGGAAUCUCAACAACCAAUUCAAUCAUCUCAACCGCCAAGUUCACUAAGACCAACACCUUCGACAUCAGAUCCAGGACCAACAUCAGCACUACCACAACAAUUCGCGCAAAAUUUACCAUCCCCAUCAACCUUCUUCUCUGAAUUUUAUAAAUCAGCAGAGCUACCAAGUCCGCUAACCUAUAAUAAUACACCGACCAGCGCACAACCCGGUGCAUUUACUUGGCCACCACGGAAUAUAGCCGGGUAUCAACCAUCCCCGUUAUCAAACCCCUUACCAAAACACGAUAAUUCCGGUAAUUUAGCUAAAACGAGACCUCCACCGACUGAUGAUAACAAUAACGGUAGUGAAGAACCCAAUAAGAAAAAACAUAAGCAAUCAUAA